Molecule: messenger RNA, 250 nt
Organism: Racocetra persica
Lineage: Eukaryota; Fungi; Glomeromycota; Glomeromycetes; Diversisporales; Gigasporaceae
Source: the annotation of a GenBank genome assembly
AUCAUACUACUAUUCAAUUAUCUCUCAAAUUUUCAGAAGCUUUGAGACUUUUGGAAAUCAAAGUUCAUUCUUAUAUAAUAAAUAAAAUGUAUCGUAAAAUAAUGGAUGCUUUUAGUGAACAAAAUGUAUCUUUAUAUUGUGCUACUAAAAAACUAUCGAGUCUAAUAUCAAUUGACCCAAUAUGGAUUGAUUGUUGUGUGAAAAGUUGUUGUGCUUUCACUGGAAAUUUGAAAAACCUACAGGAAACCUA